AUUUAUUGCACUUCAAAUUUAUUGCGUGUGAUUUAGUUCUUCAACAAGAGUAAUUUUUCUUGAAAUUGUAGAUAACAAGACAACAAACAGUCCAUUGGUUAUCAUUAAAGAACUUGGUAACGUGAAAGUGCAAACUGUGUUGAAGUUACACGUUGUCACUGUUUUGCAUUUCAUCCAAAUAUACUACUCGGUAAUAAUUGAGAAAAACAGAGUAAUUAGUAAAAAAAUUGAGUAUCUUUAGACUUUCUCUCUUGUAAUCUUGACUGGGUGCUAGAAUGGAUGGAGCAACCAUGACGACAAUGCCAUCUCACAUACAUAUCGUUUUCUAUUGCUCAAACUAGAUUCCAUUUAUUAUCAUUCGUGCCCCCAUCAACAGGACUUCUGCUAUAUCUUUUUUCCCUGCCCACCAAGCUUUACUUGCUUCUGUUGCAGAAGUCUACAACUCUUGAUUCUGCGGUCUCAAGGAUUCAUAGCUUAUCGUAUGGUUUGGAUGUUUAAAGCAAUCCCACUACGGUUUGGUCAUAUUUGACUCGUUUCCCUUACCGGAAUUAUGGGGUUUGACUAUCUUCCUUGUUUGGGAAUGAAGAUGUUGCAGCUGAGAACUUGGGGGUGUGUUUUUCUCCUGUCAUAUUGUUACUUGCUGCUCCUUACAGUUGCUCAAGUUACAAAUCCCUCAGAAGUCAAUGCAUUGCUAGCAGUCAAGAACAAUUUGAUUGAUCCUAUGAAGCAUCUCAGAAAUUGGAAUAAGGGAGAUCCAUGUACCUCCAAUUGGACUGGUGUUUUUUGUUAUGAUGCAACUGGGACUGAUGGAUACUUGCAUGUCCGAGAACUUCAGCUUCUUAAUUUGAAUCUUUCUGGAAAUUUAGCACCUGAGCUAGGCCAACUUUCUCAACUGGCAAUAUUGGAUUUCAUGUGGAAUGAAUUGACUGGCAGCAUACCAAGAGAGAUAGGAAAUCUUUCAUCUUUGAAACUCCUGCUGUUGAAUGGAAACAAAUUAUCAGGAUCUUUACCUGAUGAGCUUGGCUAUUUAUCGAAAUUAAUUAGACUCCAAGUGGAUCAGAACAAUAUUUCAGGACGAAUACCAAAAUCAUUUGCUAACAUGAGCAGUAUUAGACAUUUCCACUUGAACAACAACUCAAUCAGUGGUCAAAUUCCACCCGAGCUUUCCAAACUAUCAACUCUUGUUCACUUGCUUUUGGAUAAUAAUAACUUAUCUGGAUAUCUUCCACCAGAAUUAUCAAAGUUCCCAGAGAUGCGGAUAAUUCAACUUGACAACAACAACUUUAACGGAUCUGGAAUUCCAGCUACUUAUGGCAGCCUUUCCAGAUUAGUAAAAUUAAGUCUCAGAAAUUGUAGCUUGCAAGGUUCUAUACCUGGUCUUAGCAGCAUACCAAACCUAUACUAUUUGGAUCUGAGCAAGAACAACCUUAGAGGAUCUCUACCAUCCAAACUUUCUGAUACUAUGAGAACUAUCGAUUUGUCAGAGAACCAUCUUAGUGGAUCUAUACCAGGAAGUUUCUCAGAUCUUUCUUUUCUUCAAAGACUGUCACUUGAAAAUAAUCAGUUGAAUGGGUCUGUGCCAGCUAACAUUUGGCAGAACAUGACCUCCACUAAAAGUGCUAGUUUUACAAUUGAUCUCAGGAACAAUUCACUCUCAAGCAUUUCGGGGGCGUUGAAUCUGCCGGACAAUGUCACCUUAAGGCUUGGAGGCAAUCCUAUUUGUGAAAAUGCAAACAUAGCCAACAUAAUCCAGUUCUGUGGAUUUGAAGCUGGAGGAGAUAGGACUACUGAGAGGUCAAUGAAUUCUACGAUGACAUGUGCUGUUCAAGCAUGCCCAGUAGAUAAUUUCUUUGAAUAUGUCCCAGCUUCACCUCUACCAUGCUUUUGUGCCUCCCCUCUUAGGAUUGGAUACAGACUUAAGAGCCCUAGUUUCUCUUAUUUUGAUCCAUAUGUUUUUCCAUUCGAGUUACAUGUGACUAGUGCUCUUAAACUGAAUCCAUAUCAAUUGUCAAUUGAUUCCUAUUUCUGGGAAGAAGGCCCUCGUUUAAGAAUGCAUCUGAAGAUAUUUCCUCCAGCUAAUAAUAUGCACUCAAGCACAUUUAAUGUAUCCGAGGUUGGACGAAUAAGAGGUGCAUUUACAUCGUGGCACUUUCCUGGUGAUGACUUAUUCGGACCAUAUGAACUUCUCAACUUCACUCUAGUGGGACCUUAUGCAGGGAUACAUUUCGACACUAAAGGGAAGAAUAUUAGCAAAGGAAUUUGGGUAGCCGUUAUAUUAGGUGCUAUUGCCUGUACCAUUGCAGUAUCUGCAGUUGUCACACUUCUUAUUAGUAGAAGAUAUGCUAGAAAGCAUAGAAAUUUGUCGAGAAGACAUUCAUCAUCGAAGGCAUUGAUAAAAAUCGAUGGUGUGAAAGGCUUCACAUUUAAAGAAAUGGCCCUGGCUACUGAUAACUUUAACUGCUCAACUCAAGUUGGUAGAGGAGGCUAUGGAAAGGUUUAUAGAGGUGUUCUUUCUGGCAACUCAAUUGUGGCCAUAAAGCGUACUGAAGAAGGAUCAUUACAAGGCCAAAAAGAAUUUUUGACUGAGAUUAAAUUGUUGUCAAGGUUGCAUCACAGAAAUCUAGUUUCACUGGUUGGAUAUUGUGAAGAAAAAGAGGAGCAGAUGCUGGUGUACGAGUUCAUGCCAAACGGUACCUUGCGGGACUGGCUUUCUGGAAAGGCCAAGGGAACAUUGAACUUUGGUACAAGGUUAAGAAUCGCGCUGGGUUCAGCUAAGGGUAUCCUUUACCUCCAUACUGAAGCACAGCCUCCAGUGUUCCACCGGGAUAUCAAGGCCACUAACAUACUAUUAGACUGUAAGCUCACUGCUAAAGUUGCUGACUUUGGACUCUCACGUCUCGCUCCUGUCUUGGAUGAUGAAGGGAAUCUGCCUAAUCAUGUAUCAACAGUAGUAAGGGGAACUCCAGGAUACCUCGAUCCAGAAUACUUUUUGACCCAUAAGUUGACAGACAAGAGUGAUGUGUAUAGCCUUGGGAUUGUGUUUCUGGAGCUCCUGACUGGUAUGCACCCAAUAUCACAUGGCAAAAACAUUGUUCGCGAGGUUAACAUGGCUCAUCAGUCUGGCAUUAUGUUCUCUAUCAUAGACAACAGAAUGGGUGCUUAUCCAUCUGAAUGUGUGGAGAGAUUUGUGGUUUUGGCACUCGACUGUUGCCAUGACAAGCAAGACAAGCGGCCGUCAAUGCAGGAUGUGGUCAGGGAACUGGAAACCAUACUCAAAAUGAUGCCAGAAGCUGAUGCCAUCUAUGCAGAAUCCACUUCCACAUAUUCCGGCAAAUCCACUCCCACAUAUUCCGGCAAGUCAGCAUCAUCAUCUUCAUUUUACUCGAGCCAAUAUCUUUACGAAAGUUCCUGUCUUCUGGGAAGUGAUCUUAGCAGUGGUGUUGUUCCCACCAUCAACCCUCGCUAACAUCAAACAAAUCGACAAUCUGGAGUUUAGUUAGGUGUAAAGUGGGCUUGAUGCCCUAUCUUAAGCAACACAGAGACAUGCCUGUAUAAAGUGGAGAAAUACUAGCGGUUAUUGCAUGAGAGUUGACCCAUUUCGCAGUCGAUAGAGUUAAUUGCGAAAAAUUAGUUCAUGCUUUUUGUUACUGAAAAAUGAAUCAUCCCAGCAUUGUCAUGAUGACAACAAA
Molecule: messenger RNA, 3689 nt
Organism: Populus euphratica (Euphrates poplar)
Lineage: Eukaryota; Viridiplantae; Streptophyta; Magnoliopsida; Malpighiales; Salicaceae
Product: probable LRR receptor-like serine/threonine-protein kinase At1g06840
Exons: 22
Coding region: 551-3466 (971 amino acids)
Biological process (GO): protein phosphorylation
Molecular function (GO): ATP binding; protein kinase activity; protein binding
Source: RefSeq, a predicted model, not a curated record